AUGAUUGGAACACAGGCUCUGAAAACCAAAACGCCAGUGGUUAGUGAAUAUACGACAACAGAACGGAGACCGCUAAAGGGUAAGUACUGUGCCAUAGCGUUUAGUCUCCAUAUUGCUUCAAUCGGUCAGAUUAUAAUUGCUUCUCUCGUUCAAUGUGCAGAUAUCGAUGUAAAUCGAAGGCACCAGCCUCAUAUUCCGUUUAAAGAUGGACGGAACAUAGGGAAGGCAACCAUUUCUUCCGGGUUUCAGGUGUUUGCAGAUGGUGAAACUAAUGUGAAGAUACCGAUGAAGGUACCUGCGGAUGGUGCAAAACAGGUGGUCGGGUUCAAAAAGCCGUUUCAAAUGAUCAAUGGCAUAAGUAGUAAAAAAUCGGUUACUAAUCAUACUGGAGCGAUAAAUGGGGAACAGUUGAAUGUCGGUUUCAGGGCCAACUGCGGGGCCUUUAAAGAUAAUUCCCUUUUUGAGCACACCAUUUCGACAACUAGUGCAAAGGGUUCUAAUAUGAACUGGCUCGAAAAACAGCUUGCUUUGAUGGAAAUCAAAGAAAAAUCAAACAAACCUCAAGACCGGGUUCUUGUGACUGAAUCAUACGGUGCAGAAGGUAUUAUAAAUGAUGUCCCAGCUCCUCAUAUCAAGGAAAUUGAUUUCUUGGCCCCAACCGCUAAGCAAUAUGAAGAUAACGUAUGUGGGGGAAGAGAAAAAGAGCUAGAGCCAAAGCUAUCAACCAGCGACACAGGUGCUAUAAGAAAAGUUAUCCCUGAUGUAUUUAAUUCUACCAAAUUUAACAAUACUAGCCAGUUGCCUACAUUCAAACUGAAUGUUAUGGCUGAAGAAUGGAACACCACGAAGAAAAUAUUAUAUGAUCAUGGCACUUCUAAAGAUUCUGUAGCAUCCCACGUCGGUGUACAACAAAAACCGACGUUUUGGAAUGUGCAAACAAAUAAUCCUCAACCAGAACUUCCUCAGCAGUGCACAGAUGCUACCGAGACCAAUCAUAAUUUUCCGACCACUACCCAACCAAUCGGUAGAAAAAUCGUCGGAAAAAAGUUGACACCGUUUGAAAGAGGACAUCAAGCGAUGGCUGUUGAUAUUCUGCUUGAGUUGGAUGAUCGGACGCAGGAAAUUGAACGCUACGAAAGAUAUAAGGCAACGCGCCGUAAAAAAGCCAUUGAAGCGAUGCGUGUAGAGCAAGAAAGGAUUAAACGGAAAAAAGAGUUGUACCAAAACGUACCGUCAAAUAUGAAAAAUCCACUGCAGCCUACUGUGUUCAGAUGUUCUAACUGUACAACGGAACGUUUUGGUAUCGAUGGUUUCCAGCGUACAAAGAACACCUCGUACAAUCCUGUGCCAACAAUUCCACUGUCUGCUAUGGUUCCCGAUGUUAAGCCGAGUGUUUGGAUCAUCAAAUAUCCAACACCACCGAAUGAGCCAAUACGCUACGAACCAACUGACCUAUUGAGAAUGAAUUAUACACCAAACAACAAUGCUGAUAAAAAUUCCAAGAAGCGUCAGGAAAAGUUGAAGAAAUAACUCCGAAUGGGUUGCUAUGCUUAAUUUCUAAUAUUAUUAUUCAAGAAGAUGCUCUAUUUGUAACAGCCGCCAG
Molecule: messenger RNA, 1603 nt
Organism: Anopheles moucheti
Lineage: Eukaryota; Metazoa; Arthropoda; Insecta; Diptera; Culicidae
Exons: 2
Coding region: 1-1530 (509 amino acids)
Source: RefSeq, a predicted model, not a curated record